Cynara cardunculus var. scolymus (artichoke) is the source of this 609-nucleotide messenger RNA. RefSeq names its product glycolipid transfer protein 1. Gene Ontology annotation, cellular component: membrane; cytoplasm; cytosol. Bases 1 to 609 code for a protein of 202 amino acids. Gene Ontology annotation, molecular function: ceramide 1-phosphate transfer activity; ceramide 1-phosphate binding. Gene Ontology annotation, biological process: intermembrane lipid transfer; ceramide transport. The record is from RefSeq and is a predicted model, not a curated record. Lineage: Eukaryota; Viridiplantae; Streptophyta; Magnoliopsida; Asterales; Asteraceae. The transcript has 6 exons.
AUGGAGGAGACGGUGUUUACACCUGCGAUAGAAGGAAUGAAGAAAAUCAAGUCUGAUCAUGAUGAAAUCUUGACUAAGCCCUUCUUGGACGUCUGCAAAAUGUUGCUGCCUAUUCUAGAUAAAUUUGGUGCUGCCAUGGCUGUUGUGAAAUCUGAUAUAAGUGGAAAUAUCUCGAGAUUGGAUUCUAAGUACACUGGAAACCCAACUAGAUUCAAUUACUUAUAUGCUCUGGUACAAGCUGAAGUUGAGACGAAAACUGCAAAGAGUUCAUCGAGUUGUACCAAUGGUCUUCUUUGGUUGACAAGAGCAAUGGAUUUCUUGGUGGAGUUGUUCCGUAACUUAUACCAACAUCAAGAUUGGUCAAUGCAACAAGCUUGUAAUGACUCCUACAGCAAGACUUUGAAGAAAUGGCAUGGCUGGAUAGCAAGUUCAAGUUUUACAGUUGCCAUCAAGUUGGUCCCUGAUAGGAAGAAGUUCAUGGAGGUCAUAGCAAGCAAAGGAGAUGUGUAUGCUGAUAUGGACAAAUUUUGUGCAUCCUUUUCACCACUUUUGGCUCAGAUACAUAAGUUUCUGCAUUCGUGCGGCUUGGAUUCUAUGAAGGCGGCAUGA